AUGGAUGGAUUUUUAAAAUCAGAUGAGAGACAAAGACUAGCCAAAGAGAGAAGAGAAGAAAGAGAAAAAUGUCUGGCUGCCCGGGAGCAGCAGAUCCUGGAGAAACAGAAAAGAGCUAAGCUCCAGUAUGAAAAGCAAAUUGAGGAGCGAUGGCGGAAACUGGAAGAGCAGCGACAACGGGAGGAUCAAAAGAGGGCUGCUGUAGAAGAGAAGAGGAAGCAGAAGCUCCGAGAGGAGGAGGAGCGACUGGAGGCAAUGAUGCGCCGGUCCCUGGAGCGUACACAGCAGCUGGAGCUGAAGAAGAAGUGUUCGUGGGGAACAUCACUGGCCACAGGACCUGGAGGACGUGAUGGUGAAUCAGAAAAUACCCCACCCCCUCCUCUAGGUUUAGCAGCCAGCACUCUUCCUCCGGACGCAGGGACCACUGCCACCGCUGCCGAGUCCAGCAACGCAUGUGACAAACUUUCUACAUCAACCAUGAAUUUGCCAAAGCAGAUGGAGCCUCCCAUGAGUAAACGCCUGUCUUCAUCCACCGUGGCAAUAUCCUAUUCCCCAGACCGAGCUCCUGUUGGCCCUCUUAAAUCUUCGUACAAGUCUUCUCCUACCCGAACCACUGAGAGGAAGAAGGCUACAGCUACAUCUGGUGCAGGAGAUGCUGGGAAAGGAGCCCCAGCAGGAGCAGAGGCCUCUCCGGUGGAGAAGGUGAAGAGGGGACAGCGAGCGACAACUUCCAUCCCUGCCGGGGGCCUCGGAUCCCCACUGAGAAGAUGCGAGCUUCCCGCAGGCCUUCCUAAGAGAUCAUCUUCUCCUGUGUUAUCCAAGACAACUUCAAAAGUAUAUCCUCAGUCUCCAAAGACAGUGAAGCCAUCAUACCCAGGGUCUCCUGUGAAGUACCGCUUUCCCCCCAUUCCCAACCAAGAAACACCCAAGAAGAAAGCAGAGAAAGAGAAGAGCAACAAGGAAAAGGAAGGUGCCUCAAGUCAGGCUGCUGGCCAUCUUGGAGAGGAAAUUCCAGAGAAGUAUGUGGCAGACAAACAUGCCACCGAAAAGCAUAUGGCAGACAAACAGGCCACUGAGAAGCACGUGGUAGAUAAGCAUGCCACCGAGAAGCACAUGGUGGAGAAGCAUGUGGAGGACAAGCAUGCCACUGAGAAAUAUGCUGCCACAGGAGGGAAGGUUGAGAGCAAUACAGCCUUGGGGAAGCCUACAGCAGGCACCACUGAUGCAGGAGAGGCUGCAAAGAUCCUAGCUGAGAAGAGAAGACAGGCUCGGCUGCAGAAGGAACAGGAGGAGCAAGAACGAUUGGAGAAGGAAGAACAAGAAAGGCUAGAGAGAGAAGAAUUGAAAAGAAAAGCAGAGGAGGAAAGGCUGCGCCUAGAAGAAGCAGCCCGUAAGCAAGAGGAGGAAAAGAAAUGGCAGGAAGAGGAAGAAAGAAGAAAGGCAGGAGAGGAGGCUAAGCAGAAGGCAGAGGAGGAGCUGUUGCUGAAAGGAAAGCAAGAAAAAGAAAAACAAGAAAAAGCCAUGAUUGAAAAGCAGAAAGAAGCAGCAGAAGCAAAGGCCCAGGAGGCAGCUAAACAGAUGCGUCUAGAAAGAGAACAAAUCAUGCUGCAGAUUGAGCAGGAGAGACUGGAGAGGAAGAAGAGAAUAGAUGAAAUCAUGAAGAGAACAAGGAAGAGUGAUGUGUCUCCAGAAGUGAAGAAAGAAGACUCAAAAGUGGAGAUUCAGCCUGUUCUAUGUGUGGAAAAUAAGACAAAACCAGUUGUCCCCAACAAAAUAGAAAUCAAUGGAUUGAACACCUGCCAGGAGGUUAAUGCUGUGGGGCGCGCUGCCCCAGAAACUUUUCCACGAGAUGUUUUUUCUAAUGGGCUUAAACCAGUUGGGGCAUUUGUUCAUCUGGAUGCCCUUGAUGGGAAAUCAAACAGUCUGGAUGAUUCAACCGAAGAAGUUCAGUCUAUGGAUGUGAGUCCUGUUUCCAAAGAAGAACUUAUCUCCAUCCCAGAAUUUUCACCAGUGAGUGAAAUGAUUCCUGGGAUGUCUCUGGACCAAAAUGGAACUGGUAAUGCCCGAGCACUUCAAGAUCUCUUAGAUUUCACUGGUCCCCCGUUCCCCAAGAGAUCCAGUGAAAAUCUCAGCCUGGAUGACUGUAACAAAAACCUUAUUGAAGGAUUUAACAGUCCUGGCCAAGAAACUACUCUGAACUCCUUCUGUUGACAAAUACAACAUCCCUUUAAUGAAAGGUGGUGUUUGGAAAACCUGUGAAGUUCCCGGUAGUCAAAUCAGCUGCCGGUCAUCUGAAGAAGCUUCUGUCACCCUUUAAGCUGG
This is a messenger RNA of Urocitellus parryii (Arctic ground squirrel), 2322 nucleotides long. RefSeq names its product MAP7 domain containing 2 (gene Map7d2). Lineage: Eukaryota; Metazoa; Chordata; Mammalia; Rodentia; Sciuridae. Gene Ontology annotation, cellular component: microtubule cytoskeleton. Gene Ontology annotation, biological process: microtubule cytoskeleton organization. The record is from RefSeq and is a predicted model, not a curated record.